This is a messenger RNA of Fusarium musae, 738 nucleotides long. RefSeq lists its product as uncharacterized. The transcript has a single exon. Bases 1 to 738 code for a protein of 245 amino acids. Gene Ontology annotation, cellular component: membrane. The record is from RefSeq and is a predicted model, not a curated record. Gene Ontology annotation, molecular function: transmembrane transporter activity. Lineage: Eukaryota; Fungi; Ascomycota; Sordariomycetes; Hypocreales; Nectriaceae.
AUGUCAGAGAGAGUCGGGACAACCGAGAUUAUCGACAAGUUUGGCACCAAAAGAAUGCUCCGAGGCAUCCUGAACCCAGUGGUGAUCCCAACAGCCGUGAUAUCCUUCUUCAACUUCAUCACUGUUCAUGGCCUGUCCUUUUUCCUUCCUACCAUUGUUCGCACAAUAUUUCCUCAGCACUCUGUCCAAAACCAGCAGCUUCUCACGGUUCCGCCAAACGUUCUGGGCACGAUCAUGUGCAUGCUAUUCUGCUAUAUAAGCUGGAAGGUGGACAAGCGCGGCAUCUUCCUUAUCAUCUGUGCACCGUUCUCAAUGGUAGGAUACAGCAUGUUUCUGGCAACGUCUAACCCGCAUGUGCGCUAUGCAGCAACAUUUCUGCCAGUAUGCGGCAUCUUCGCGUUGGGAGCAUUCCCCAAUGCACACGUCUCGGCAAACGUCAUCUCGGAUACUUCUCGGUCCUCGGCGGUCGCCUUCAACGUGAUGCUUGGUAACAUUGGAGGUUUGGUAUCAACUUGGGCAUUCCUCCCUUUCGAUGGUUCAGAGUAUCGCAUCGGUAACGGUCUCAAUCUGGCAGCACAGUCAUCUAUCUUUUUGAUUGGCAUCUGCAUGUACUUUGCGAUUGAGAGGAGUAACAAGAGAAGGUCAGCGGUGGAUGUGGAGAGGGAAUUAGCUGGCAAGACUUUGUCGGAGAUCCAAGACCUCGAAUGGCGACACCCAGGCUUCAGAUGGGAGAAUUAA